UGGCGUCUAGCGGACGGCCUGGUCCCGCACAGCAUCCAGUGCUCAGUGGGCUGGCAGUGGCAGCAGCAGCUGCUCCAGGUAAACUGAUACACGAAUAAAUAGAUACGUCAAGCGAGGGGCGCGGGGCGAGGUGUGCGCCAAACAGAAGACAGUUGAGUGGAAAAUGUGCUGUAUUGAAUGUGCAAUACAAUGAGAAAGUGCUUGCUACAAAAUGUGGCACACAAACAAUUAAUGUGAAAUGAAUACAACAACAGCAACAGCAACAACAAAUGGAAUAGCAACAACAAUAACUGAAAUGUCAAGGACUUGAGCAAAUUGUAAGAGAAGAGAUUUUAUCGCCCGGAUUUGUUUCAAUCAAAAGGUGCUAAAAUGCGUGCCUACUACACUUCAAAGGAUAGCCGAAAAUUCGGCGAUAUGAGCUAUGAGAGCAAGUAUUUGAUGGACCCGAAGUAUAUGACAAAACGGGAUCUACAGCAUUAUUACAAAUACUAUAAUAUGACCCGGAAUCGUGGCCAAUUUAAGAAGAUAGUGAUCAUCAUAUUCUGCGUGUGCGUCUUCUCCUACUUGUUUGUGGACUACAAUUUGAGGACGCAGCUGCUCCGGCUGCGAGAUCGCUUCGAUUUCAUAGCACGCAUCGACGAUGAGUACAAUAAUGGGACUCAGGCCUACUUUCUGGACACGCCUGGCUGUCGGAUGCCCCAUUUCGAGGAGAUGGACGAGACUGUGUCGCAGUUUCUGUUCAAUCCGUCGGAUGUGAAGUGCCCUAAGCCCCUGACGAGGACAAGCGAGACGAUCGCCGGGCAGUUGCUGCUCAACCUGAAUGCCCAGGAGCAGCUUAAGUACUAUAAGAUCAAGAAUCUGUUGGAGAUCAGCUGUCACUAUAGGGAGAUUCGUCGUGUCAACGACAAUAAAAAUCAGGAGCUGGAGCCAGUGCCGUUCAAGCUGGCCGAGGUCAUGCAGCUGCCCAAGAACUUGGAAUUCAUGUGCAUGAGCUGCAAGGAUACAUCUGGCUCGGAGAUCUACUCCGACUGCCACUUCUUUGUGGUGGACAAGCCCGACAAUGGAACCAUCCACAAGAGAAAGCGCUUCAAGCGCGUGAGCUUCAACAACACUAACAACAAUAGCAAUAACCAUGAGCACAGCAGCUCGUCGCGGGAGCGUCUCUCGGUCAUGGUGCUUGGCAUCGACAGUGUUUCGCACUUGAACUUCCUUCGCCAGAUGCAUCGCACUUCGAGCUUCAUAAGGAACAAUCUGUCGCAUGUGGAGUUCUGGGGCUUCAACAAGGUGGGCGACAACACGUUUCCCAAUUUGGUGCCGCUGCUGAGCGGGCUGACUGAGCAGGAGCUGAACAUAUCCUGCGUGGCGCCAAUGGCAAUGCCGAGCUUCGACGGCUGCUCGUUCCUCUGGAAGCGCUAUAAACAGGCGGGCUACAGAACGGUCUUUGCGGAGGAUGUGAGUUCCCUUGGAGUAUUCCAAUUCGACCGCGUUGGCUUUCGGCGACAGCCAACGGAUUACUAUUUCCAUCCCAUGAUGACGCAAAUGGAGGCGCGGAUCGCCUCCAACAAGGUCUUAAAUGUCAAUGUCUGCAUGGGCGGGCGCAGGACGGCGGAUGUGCUCUUCGAGUACCUGCGAAAAUUUGUGCCAAAGAUGCAGCAUGAGCUCUUCUUCUCGUUCUUCUGGUCGGUGACGCUCACACACGAUAAGCUGAAUUGGCCUCGGCUGCUGGAUGUGCAGUUGACAAUGACCCUGCAGCGGCUGCAGGAGUCGGGCGUGCUGAACAGAACAUUGCUGCUAUUGAUGUCCGACCACGGGAUGCGCUGGGGCUCGUUCCGAAAUACCUACCAGGGCAUGAUGGAGGAGCGCCAGCCAUUGCUCAUAGCCCUGUAUCCUGGCUGGCUAAAGAAACGCUAUCCGCUGGCCAUUGCCAAUCUGGAGUUGAAUGCCAAGCGACUAAUCACGCCCUUCGAUCUGCAUGCCACACUGCUGCAGCUGCUCGACAUGCGCAACUUGGAGCCGGAGCGACUGCAGCAGAGUGCGGCAGAGCUGCAUGACGCCGACAGUACGCUGCAACGCGGCAUCAGCCUAUUUCUGCCGGUGCCCGCGGAGAGGAAUUGCGAACAGGCUGACAUUGCGGCCCAUUGGUGCACCUGCUACCAGCGCAAGGAGCUGGCCACGAAUGACGCUCGCGUUCAGCGGGCCGCUCGCUACUUGGUCCGCUUGAUCAAUAGCCGACUCUCGGCGCACUCGCAGUGCCGGACGCUGUACUUGAAUUCCAUUUUGCAGGCACUGAUCGCGGCGCCGCAUAAGAAGAUCGUCAAGGACAUAACCAGCGAUUACGGCGUGGAUAUUACGCUCAGAUUCCAGACAAAGCCGGGCCUGGCUGUCUUCGAGUCGACGGUGCGGAUGACUGGCUUUACGAGCGCCCUAACCGGCACGAUCAGCCGCAUCAAUUUGUAUGGCAGCCAGAGCUACUGCAUCAAGGACGCGGCUCUAAAAAUGUUUUGCUACUGUCACAGAUAAACACCUUAAAUUCGUUCUAUUUUCAAGACUUGUACGCCCAAUAUGUAGCCUUAG
Messenger RNA from Drosophila navojoa, 2574 nucleotides. RefSeq lists its product as uncharacterized. Lineage: Eukaryota; Metazoa; Arthropoda; Insecta; Diptera; Drosophilidae. The record is from RefSeq and is a predicted model, not a curated record.